GAGGUAGGACACUUCCUUCGACUUCAACACUGGCACUCUGAGGCAGGGCAGCUCUGUACAAACUGUGCCAUGUCCGGGCUGUCAGCUGCCAGUACCUUAGCAACAUGGAGGUCUUGGCGGAUACAGAACAAAUGGUCUGUGCUCCCACUGUAUGGAAGCUUGGACCCCCAAAGCGCAGCUCACCUCUUUCCAGUCCUCCACCGAGUUGGGCAGUCGUCUCCUUGGCGUGUACAGUCCAGUAACAACUCCAUCACCUUCUGUUGUUCAACAUCUCAUAACAUCUUGCUUCCUUUUUUCGUCACUCAUUUGGUAACAUAGCAACACUAAUACCAGCACCAUGUUGUUCUUCAGCUUCUUCAAAACCCUCAUCGACCACGAGGUCACGGUCGAGCUCAAGAACGACAUCCAGAUUCGGGGCGUGCUCAAGAGCGUCGACCAGUUCCUCAACAUCAAGCUCGACAACAUCCAGGUCGUCGAAGAGCUCAAGUACCCGCACCUGAGCGCCGUCAAGAACGUGUUCAUCCGCGGGUCCGUGGUCCGUUACGUCCACUUGCCUCAGGAGAGCGUGGACAUUCAGUUGUUGGAGGAUGCUACGAGGAGAGAGGCGGCAAACCAGGCUACUAAGGCUAAGCAGGGUUGAGUGUGAGAGAGGGGAAGGGGGGAAUAUCAUCUAGAACCAUUACACGGAAAACACACCGGGAAAUCAACCACAGUCUAAGGUUGUCACCACCGAUCUCGUUCAUCGACUGAAGCAAACGACGAUGUGGAAGAGAAAAGUCUUUGGCGGGUAUUUUUUGGAAUCAAGGUUACCUCUACAGAGAGAGGGCGGUGACCGGCGAAACCGCAAGGCAAGCGUGGCAAGCGUGAUGGAUCCGAGAGUGUCACAUAGGACGGAUACCAGAUGAGGAAUGAACGCGGUGAGGUGAACGAACAAACGAGUGAGGACAGUGUUGGUCCAUGUAUUACAACACAGACACAAUGUCCGGAUAAGCUUCCAAACAAACAGAGAUGCCAUGAUUACUGACGCCAACCUGAUCCAUCUAUAAACACUCCAACUCUUACGCAAACCACCACACAAACUACCAAUAAACCCCCCCACCACUCCCAUCCUUCCCAUCC
This is a messenger RNA of Neurospora tetraspora, 1119 nucleotides long. RefSeq lists its product as uncharacterized. Gene Ontology annotation, molecular function: RNA binding. The transcript has 3 exons. Gene Ontology annotation, biological process: mRNA splicing, via spliceosome. The coding region runs from base 338 to 640 and encodes 100 amino acids. Lineage: Eukaryota; Fungi; Ascomycota; Sordariomycetes; Sordariales; Sordariaceae. The record is from RefSeq and is a predicted model, not a curated record. Gene Ontology annotation, cellular component: Lsm1-7-Pat1 complex; catalytic step 2 spliceosome; precatalytic spliceosome.